UUACUGAAGCAUUAUGGGCGGUCAGGUGUCCAUUGAUGAGAAUGUCCAUGUGGUGAUUGUUGGCGGUGGUUUUGGUGGCAUUGCAGCUGCUCAACACCUUAAACAUCACGGAGUGCCCUUCAUGCUUAUUGACAUCCUGGAUGCGUUUCAUCACAAUGUUGCAGCGCUGCGUGCCUCAGUUCAUGCUGGUUUUGCGAAGCAGACAUUCAUACCAUACAAAGAGACAUUUGGACUGAAUUUCCUCCAAGGCCGUGUCAUACAGAUAGACUCAGAAACGCAGACAGUUGUGCUCGACAAUGGAAAGCAAGUACGUUAUUCACACCUCAUUCUGUGCACUGGAACAAACGGACAUUUCCCAGGCAAACACAAUUCUGUGGACACCUACCAAUCAGCCAUUCAGAAGUAUGAGGACUUUGUCAAAGUGAUCCAGGAAGCAAACACUGUUGUAGUUGUUGGUGGUGGAACCACCGGUGUUGAAAUGGCUGCUGAGAUCAGGACUGAAUUUACUGACAAGAAGGUGAUUCUGAUCCACCCGCGUGAGGAGGUGGCUGAUCCUGAUCUUUUGCCUUCUGUCAAAGAACAAGCCAAACAGGUUCUGCUGGAUAAGGGGGUGGAGCUUUUGCUAGGGCGGAAAGUGACAAACCUGGAUGAGCUGGAAUUGAAUGUGUGUCAGAAAGGCAUGGAGAUCAAGACCAAUAAAAAUGAACAGGUCACUGCUGAUCUAGUCAUCUGCUGCACAGGAAAUAAAAUCAACUCUGAAGCAUACAGGUCCAGUCUGACUGCAUGUAUGACAGAGAGUGGUGCUCUGAAGGUGAACAAGCAUCUGCAAGUAGAAGGCUUUGACAAUGUGUAUGCUGUGGGUGACUGCACCAAUGUCAGUGAACCCAAGUUGGCGUAUCAUGCUGGACUUCAUGCUGCGGUUGCUGCCACUAAUAUCAUAAACAGUCUGAAAGGAAAAUGUUUAACCUCAUAUCGCACAGGGAAUGUGACUAUGCUGAUUGCUUUGGGCAAGGAUGCUGGAGUAGGCCAGUUUAAUGGCUGUAAACUACCUCAAUUUCUGGUCACCAAGGGAAAGAGCCAAGGCUUGCUGCUGUGGAAGAGCUGGAAGGAAAUGGGCCAAAAAGCCCCAAAUUAACACAAGGUUAACAAAAAAGUAUUACAUUAUACUCUAAACUUCUUUACUUGGUCACUAUUUAUCGUAAUAGUAUUUAAAUUAAUCGCUGUCUUAUAAUUAAAUUAAAUUAAAUUAAAAUAGACCAGCAGAAGGAUGAUUUACAUUGUACAAAUAACCAUUAUU
Carassius carassius (crucian carp) is the source of this 1297-nucleotide messenger RNA. It is a transcript of the gene aifm2, whose product is annotated as apoptosis inducing factor mitochondria associated 2. The record is from RefSeq and is a predicted model, not a curated record. Gene Ontology annotation, molecular function: electron-transferring-flavoprotein dehydrogenase activity; flavin adenine dinucleotide binding. Gene Ontology annotation, cellular component: cytoplasm; mitochondrion. Bases 14 to 1135 code for a protein of 373 amino acids. Gene Ontology annotation, biological process: positive regulation of apoptotic process; apoptotic mitochondrial changes. The transcript has 8 exons. NCBI's taxonomy places the organism in Eukaryota, Metazoa, Chordata, Actinopteri, Cypriniformes, Cyprinidae.